CAUGACUAGUAACGAUAAAAGUAGUAUACCUUGGACAAAGGGGAAUGUUGGGGAUUCGAACUUAAUCAGAACAUCCUCUUUGGAUCCGGAUUAUAUAAGACAGAAUCUAAACUUGAUUAAUACUCCAGUUAAGUUACUUUUUGAAAAAGACGUCAACUCCAUCACUCUUGAUUGGAGCCAGGAUGAAGUGAUGAAUGAACGAAGAUUGGUUCAGUUUAACUUUAAUCGGAUUUCGCCAACGGAUUUCUGGGUGGAGUUCAAUCCAAUCGCAAAGAAGAACUAUACGCCAGAGAUUCCCAUCAUCUCGUGCAUCUAUUGGAAAGAAAAAGAUAUUCAUAUAGUGACUAGUGUCGACAUCAUCUUGAUUUUGGAAUACUUGGUGCAAGAAAGUUUUUCUAUUGAAGAGAAGAACCGGAUUCGUCGUAAUUUGCAAAGCUUGAAACCAUACACCAUCUCAAGAACAAAUGCGAGUCUGCAAAGGUUUUUCAAUCUACUUAUGAGUAUGGAGGAUCCCAGACCUAGAAAUAUCGAAAAAGAUUUGAAAGUAUUCAAAUGGUCAGACUUGUUUGUUGCUUUAAAUAAGGUUAUUCUGAAGUAUUCUUCAAAUAUCCAUUCCUAUAAUUCUGCUCCCAAAACAACCCCCCAUUAUAAUUCAAACUCAACUUCUCCCAUGCUUAAUCAUCAUAAUAGAAAACUGUCCGAUCCCGGUAGCUCAGAUAUUCUUUCUUUAACCUGUCCUCCUAAAAAUAAUUCAUCAACUCACCAUUCUCAGUUUAAUAACUUAUCCAAUCCAAACUUAUCAAUCUUGGGGAUUAACGGAGGUUCAAUCAAUAAAAAUCGUCGUUAUUCAGCAGAUUUAACUUGUUCUCCAAAUAAACAAUUUAAUAAUCAUCUUUAUGCAAAAGAUGAUAUCAUUACCAAUCCAAAUCACUUCCAACCCCCUCCAAAACAUCACCAAUCGUUACCUCCUUCCUCAGCAACUCCCUCCUUUUUACCUUAUGAAAGAUUGAAGGUUUUGAAAAGAAGAAUGAAUCAGUCAAAUAACUCAAACCAAUUAUCCAUCAAUAAUCGUAAUAAUCGCAUCUUUCAACACGCUCUCAAACCAGCAGAUCCAGUCCCUUUAAAUACUAAUACCUCCAACAAUAACACCCCGAAUGGAGGAGGCAGCUCCAGCGCCACCAUCACCGACGAAUCAAACUCCUCGCCAGAUGACUUGGAUAAAAUCUCAAACGAUCGGGACUCCAAUGACUCCUCUGCUAACGAAUUAUCUAAUGAAAAAUCAGGUUUUGCUGCAGUAGCUGCUGAACAGAAAAAAUCCCCCAACAACGAUUCUGAACUGGCUUCUGCUCCCGAAUCAACGGAAAUCUUGGAACUGAACUCAACCCAAGGCACUCCUAAUAGUAACGACGAAAAUGCCACCGGCUCAAGAUCAAAUGGAGAUAGCGGUGGUGCUUCAUUAUCAGGAUCGGGGAUUUCUGGCUCUGGUUCUGGUUCUGGUAGUAGUGGUUCCAACUUGAUGAGUAGUAACACGGGAUUAUCUUCAAAUGUCUUUAGUUCAAAUGAUCAAAACUCUUCCACUCAACCUUCCUCAAAUACCUCCGGUGGUAAUAGUGCCGGUAGUUAUAUUCGUCAUGGUGCUUUGAAUAAAAUACAAAAUCAAGUUCCUCCUUCUCAUCCUCCUCAACAAAUUAAAGAAUUAGAUGAAGGAGUUAAUAAAAAUUCAAUUGAAACAAAUAAAGAUUCGGAUAAUGUUAAUAAUUUCACUAAAGAUCAAAGUCAUCGCAUGUUUGGUUCUUCGAAAACUGAAGACCCAACUCCAGUCAUUCAUCCAAAUCAAUAUUAUCAAUACCCAACCCAAUCUCAAUUAUACCAUUCCAAAAAUGUUAAAGGUAAUAACACUCCUCCUUUAUCAAAGAAAAAUGUCGAGAUUCACGAUGCUGAGUUACAACACCAACCUCCAGUCAAUUCAAGAGCAGCCCGUUUAUCAAGAUUGGAAACAACUGCCCAACCUCCUCCUCCAAUUCAAUCCUUGGACCCGUUACCUUCUUUGAAAGAUAACAUCGAUAAUAUCAAUUCUUUCGAUAAUCGUCAUCAGAAAAAGGAAUCGGGUAUCCAAUUACCUCCAAUCACUCCCUCUUUACAAUCCAACUUCCCCUUACCCAGUGUUAAACAAGUUGCAGGCUAUCUGAUGAAUGCUGAUGGUUCAAACUUGUUCCCCAUUUCGAAAAACAUCAAACAACCGAAUCCUGAAGAGGAUAAAACUUAACGCAAUUAAUGUAAUAUAGUCUUUCAUUUAAUAUUUAAUACUCUUAAUACUCUUAUUAUCUUUUUAUUUAUUACUUUUUUUUAUUUUUUCUUUUUUUGCAUUCAAAUCUUAUGUAUAUUAGUGUGUUAUGAUAAAAAUUUGGC
Messenger RNA from Hyphopichia burtonii NRRL Y-1933, 2409 nucleotides. RefSeq lists its product as uncharacterized. Gene Ontology annotation, cellular component: nucleus. Lineage: Eukaryota; Fungi; Ascomycota; Pichiomycetes; Serinales; Debaryomycetaceae. The record is from RefSeq and is a predicted model, not a curated record. The transcript has a single exon. The annotation marks the transcript as partial.